ACCCAGAGGAAAGGGGAGCCUGCCCUUCCUCAGAAUUUUAUGAGACUUUCAACAAGUUUAACUUUGGAGGUCAGAAUAGCCAACCUAGAGGAUUUGGGAAGCGGCUACUGGAGAAAAGAUGAACAGCGGAAAGUGGGAAACUCUAGGCAGUCGUGGCCCGUUAGAGAAAUAAAGACUCCUCUCACCUUGGAGGACCCCGUUGCUCUCCAAAGAGUGAGUGUAAGUGACCCGCCUACAGUGGGGUCUCCUCCCCAGCCCGCUGGGGGGCACAGACAGGGCGCAGUGUCCGCACUCCCUGAGGCUGGGACCUGGCAAAUCUCCCCGCCCAGCUGUGUAACCUUGGGCCAGUUACUUAACUGCUCUGGCCUCUCCUCAGCUCUGCACGGGCAUGUGACUCAGAGUUAGGCUGUGGACUACAGGGGCGUGUGUGAGGCUUCGCACGGUGCUCGGGCCUGGUGUCAGUCAUUCCCCCGCCUCCCGCAGGGUGUCGCGCACCUUGGGGAAUGGGUGGUCCACUGAAGAGCCUGCAGGUAGGAGCCCACAGAACUCUGGGGUUGAUGUUCCCUGUCUCUCACCGUCUUUGAGAAAGUAAAAGCCUCUCUGAUACGUUUCUAUAUCUGGAAAAUAGACCUUAUCAUGCCCACCUCACGGGGUCUCCAGAUGACGGAUGAAAAAGAGCCUGUCUACGUUCCCUUCCUGAUUGUCGGCUCCAUCUUCAUCGCCUUCAUCAUCCUGGGCUCUUUAGUGGCUAUUUAUUGCUGCACCUGCUUGAGACCCAAGGAGCCCUCCCAGCAGCCAAUCCGCUUCUCACUCCGCAGCUAUCAGACAGAGACCCUGCCCAUGAUCUUGACCUCCACGAACCUCAGAGCACCUUCUAGGCAGUCCAGCACAGCCACCAGCUCCAGCUCCACAGGGGGCUCCAUCCGAAGGUUCUCCUUCGCCAGGGCAGAGCCAGGCUGCCUGGUGCCCUCGCCGCCCCCGCCUUAUACCACAGGCCACCCAAUCCACCUGACCCAGCCGUCCGGUUUCCUGGUGUCACCCCAAUACUUUGCUUACCCACUCCAGCAGGAGCCCCCACUGCCUGGUAAGACCUGUCCAGACUUCAGUUCCAGUUGACAGGCCCCAGCCGCAGACCUGCCACGUAGCACCAGGGCAGACAGGUGGGGCACUGCCACCAUUGCCACAAAUAUUUCCAAGGAAACUCCCCUUGGGCCCAGCAAUGUCGUGAUGAGAGUGCUGGGAAAACACGACACUUUCUAGUCUUAAGGUUCCUGGCUCCAAUCACAGAAUGACUGUGUUAGAUAGUUGCUUUCUGGCUUUGAAAACAUGGUGACCGUUACAUUUCAAUUUAUGCUUUUAUUCAAAAUAUACAGCAGUUCAACUUUAAAGUUGCAAACGGGUUGGAGAUAUUUUAUUGGACAACUUGGCUGUACUGUUCAGGAAAGGUCUGCAUGUUCUUUUUUCAUUAUAAGUUGUUUAGUGAGUUAUAAUACAAAUAUAUUCAUAAAUAAGCAAAGGGAAGUACCUGGUUGUAAUUACUGAAGGUUCACUUAAAAGAAUUAACUAAUAAGUAAACGGAAGGGACGGUGAACAACCUAUUUAUGAUUUUGGGAGCAACCUAACCAUGAAUAAUAUUAGCAUAGUCAGAAACAGUUACUUUUUAAAUUAAUAACUAAAUUGUGUUUAAGAUAUAAGAGCUUUUUCAGACUACAAGAUUUCAAUAACCACAGAAGGUGUUUAGAGUUUUAAAUAUUUACUCAGAUAUCAUUGUAACACAGAUCGUAUGUUAAAGCAUUCCCCUCACCCACCCGAGGGAAUAUUUAUUGCAGACUUUUUGUUCAGCAAUAUUUUGUGUUUAAAUGAAAGUUGGACAGUUGGGUCUUAAAACAUUUAUAUGUAAAAUGAGUUAUGUACAAAUGUAAAGAUUUCUAAUUUAAUGGAUUUACCACAUUGACGGUACUAAUUAUUUAGUAGUCACACUGUAAUUUUUUAUGUUAAUGUUAACUGUGGAGCUUCAAGUCCAGCUACUGGUUAUAAUCAUCUAAUAUUACAUAUCGUAAAUGUCACUGAAUU
Miniopterus natalensis is the source of this 2073-nucleotide messenger RNA. The record is from RefSeq and is a predicted model, not a curated record. Lineage: Eukaryota; Metazoa; Chordata; Mammalia; Chiroptera; Miniopteridae.